ACCUCGCCUCAACGCCAAUCACACCCUUCACACCACGCGCACGGCACGCUGCCACGGGCGCCGCCGACAGCAGGAGCCACGGCGGAGGGCACGAGCCGACACCCCCCCCCCCCACCUCUCCGUUACAGAACAUCAGCGAGCAAAACGUGUCGACGGCACAGAACUGACUGCUCGCCGACUUCCUGUGUGAGCGAGCGCGUGCGUGCGUGUGUGUGUGUGUGUGAGAGGUCAUGUCAGGCAUGACGAGCGGCGUGUGUGUGGAGAGCGACCUCUCCUCGAUGCUCCAGAGAAGCUCCGCCCCCUCCCACCACCACCCGAAUCACCAUGGCUACGGCGGACAGGGACAGGUGUCGAGCCUGGCUCCGAUGCUGGACUACACCACGGAGAUGGACCGUUACCGCUCAUCCAUCGCCAGCUUCUAUAAGACCAACGUCAACAUGAACGUCACAAACUUCCCCCAGUCUGCCAAACUGGCGGCUCGUUUGGCGGCCGCCGCCCCCAUCUUCCCCCCCGCCGCCGCCAGGCUGGGCGCCAUGGCGACAGCGCCCUGGGGUUGCCAUGACAACAUGAACGUGAACGUGAACAUGAACCACCCGGCUGCCAUGUUCUGGGGCCGGCCCAAACCCGUGGCGACCGCCCCGACGCAUCACCACCACCACCACCAUCACCCCUCGGCAACGCCAGGGCACAUGACCUCUCCACACCCCCACAGUACCAGCAUGCACCAGGGGGGGUCGGGAGGGGGCGGAGGAGGAGGUGGAGGGAGCGGUGACGGGGGAGGAGCUGAAAAACACGGACACACUGCCUCCUCACUUCCUGUCACACAGGGAACAGCACACCAUCACCCCAUGGCGCCUAGCAACGGGAACUUCCUCCCCGGUUACGGCGGCGGGGCGGACUGCGGCGUCAUGAACAAACAGGGACACGCCCACCCGGACAUGAUGGGCCUAUCGGAGGGCGGGAGCUGCAAUGGGGGAGGGGUGAUGGGCGGUAGCUUCCUGGGGGGGCUGGGAUUACCCCCCGGGGUUAUUGUCAUGGCGAUGGGGUCGGCAGGGGCGGGAUCUCAGAUGCCAGCAGCGCCUUCCAGAUGA
Molecule: messenger RNA, 1091 nt
Organism: Siniperca chuatsi (mandarin fish)
Lineage: Eukaryota; Metazoa; Chordata; Actinopteri; Centrarchiformes; Sinipercidae
Product: forkhead box protein F2-like
Exons: 3
Coding region: 231-1091 (286 amino acids)
Cellular component (GO): nucleus
Molecular function (GO): methyl-CpG binding
Source: RefSeq, a predicted model, not a curated record